This is a messenger RNA of Staurois parvus, 468 nucleotides long. NCBI's taxonomy places the organism in Eukaryota, Metazoa, Chordata, Amphibia, Anura, Ranidae. The record is from the annotation of a GenBank genome assembly.
CGGGCACCGAGUCGUCUGGCAAGACUGCGAGCACCGAGUCGUCUGGCGGACAGCAGCGGCAUCGAGUCAACUGGCGGAACAGCGGGCAUCGAGUCAACUGGCGGAACAGCGGGCAGUGAGUCGUCUGGCGGAACAGCGGGCAUCGAGUCAACUGGCGGAACAGCGGGCAUCGAGUCAACUGGCGGAACAGCGGGCACCGAGUCGUCUGGCAAGACUGCGGGCACUGAGUCGUCUGGCAAGACUGCGGGCACCGAGUCACCUGGCAUUGGAUCGUCUGGCUCGACAGCGGGCAUCGGGUCACCAGGCAUCAGGUCAUUUGGCUCGCCAGCGGGCACCGCGUCAUCUGGCAAGGCAGUGGGCACCGAGUCACCAGGUACGACAGCGGGCUCUGAGUCAAUUGGCACGACAGCGGGCACCGGAUCAGGUACCGGAUCAUCUGGAUCAACAGCGGGCAUCGAGUCAACUGGC